UGGAACAGUGUCAUUGCAUCGCUGUAUGUCUUUUACUCAUACUUUUACUGGUAAAUCCCAUAGCCUGAAGUCGCGUUAAUCUUCGUGACGAAGGCUCGGCUGAAAUUUUCCUGCGGCGUUUUCCACUGCUGCUACUCUUGCAAGGUUUGUCCAGAGCCGCCUGUGGCACAGCCCUUGUCUUGUUUAGCCCGCGAUGGACUACAAACGGAAGCAGGCGGGGCGACCGAGCUCGUCACAGCAGAGUGGCACAAAGAAGCCACGCCGGCAGAAUGACGAUGACGACGAGCCGAUGGACUUCGAAGCAGAGCUGGCCCUCAUGGAGCAGCAGCUCAGCGAGGAGCAGGCAAUGGAUGAUGUAGAGUCCCAGGAGUCUGUUGCUGGACCUGCCGACGUUUGCACGAGUGCACGGUGGGCACGGCCUCCGCUGGCAGCUCCAUGGGACCCCGCGGCGCGCAGCCUCGAGUUCCAGCAGCUGGACCUGGACCACUACCUGGGCGAGCCGCUGCCAGGCAUGCCCGGAAUGAGCCGCGGCCCCAUCCCCAUCGUGCGCAUGUUUGGCGUCACCGACGACGGACACAGCGUGCUCUGCCACGUGCACGGCUUCCUGCCCUACUUCUACAUCGAGGCACCACCAAACUUCCGCAAGGAGCACUGCUGGAAUUUCAGGGAAGCAUUGAACAAGGCUGUGCUGAAGGACAUGCGCUCCAACAAGAACAACCUGUCGGACACGGUUGUUGGCAUCGACAUGGUCUUAAAGCAGAGCAUCUAUGGCUACAACAGCAAGGGCAAGACGCCCUUUCUCAAGGUCACCAUGGUUCUGCCCCGGCUCAUUGCACCAGCCAAGCGGUUGCUGGAGACGGGCAGUGUGUCCGUAGAUCCCUACGGAGCACCCAGUUACCGCAUCUUUGAGAGCAACGUUGACUUUGAGAUCAGGUUCAUGGUGGACACACACGUGGUGGGCUGCUGCUGGAUCGAGCUGCCCCGGGGCAAGUACAAAGUUCGCGACGACCGCAGUCGGGUGUCACGGGCACAAAUUGAAGUGGACGUGGCAUGGGAUGACAUGGUGUCUCAUGCGCCAGAGGGUGCCUGGGCCCGUGUCGCUCCUCUGCGCAUCCUGAGCUUUGACAUCGAGUGUGCCGGCCGCAAAGGCAUAUUCCCAGAGCCGGAGAAGGACAGUGUCAUCCAGAUUGCCAACAUGGUGGUGCGCCAGGGCGAGAAGGACCCGUUCAUCCGGAACGUCUUCACCCUCAACACCUGUGCACACAUCGCGGGCUGCGAGGUUCUUUGCUUCCAGCGGGAGCAGGAACUGCUCCAGAGAUGGUCGGACUUCUUGCGCGAGGUGGACCCAGACGUGAUCACGGGCUACAACAUCCAGAACUUUGACUUUCCCUACCUGAUGAACCGGGCCAAGCAGCUGCGGGUGGACCUGUUCCCAUUCCUGGGGCGCAUCCGCAACUGCAAGACGCUGCUCAAGGACGCCAUCAUGCAGUCCAAGCAGAUGGGCCGCCGAGAGAACAAGGUGGUCACCAUUGAGGGCCGCGUCCAGUUCGACCUCCUGCAGGUGCUGCUGCGUGACUACAAGCUGAGGUCGUACACGCUCAAUGCGGUCAGUUAUCACUUCCUGCAGGAGCAGAAGGAAGACGUCCAGCACAGCAUCAUCACAGACCUUCAGAAUGGCACAGACCAGACGCGUCGUCGCCUGGCCGUCUACUGCUUGAAGGACGCCAUGCUACCGCUGCGUCUGCUGGACAAACUCAUGAGCGUCAUCAACUACAUGGAGAUGGCCCGUGUCACGGGGGUGCCCAUGACCUACCUGCUGUCACGGGGGCAGCAGAUCAAGGUCAUCUCGCAGCUCCUUAGAAAGGCUGCCGAGCAGGACCUGAUCAUGCCGUUGGUGCACUCGGAGGCCGGCGAGGACUUCGAGGGUGCCACAGUCAUCGAGCCGGUCAAGGGUUUCUACAGUGUGCCCAUUGCAACGCUAGACUUCUCGUCCCUGUACCCAUCCAUCAUGAUGGCACACAACCUGUGCUACACGACUGUGCUGGACAACCGGCAGAGGGAGCAGCUCAAGCCGGACCAGUUUAUCCGUACACCGUCGGGUGACCACUUUGUGAAGGCCUCCGUCCGCAAGGGACUCCUGCCCGAGAUUCUCGAAGACCUGCUCAGUGCUCGCAAAAAGGCCAAGACCGAUCUGAAAAAUGAGACGGAUCCAUUCCGUAAAAAGGUGCUUGACGGCCGUCAGCUUGCUCUGAAGAUCAGCGCCAACUCUGUUUACGGCUUCACGGGUGCCCAGGUCGGCAAGCUGCCCUGCCUUGCCAUCUCCAAGAGUGUCACUGCGUUCGGCCGCACCAUGAUUGAGAAGACCAAGCAGGAAGUGGAGGCCAAGUACACGCGGGCCAACGGGUACGAGCACGACGCCAAGGUCAUCUACGGCGACACUGACUCGGUCAUGAUCCGCUUCGGCACCGACACACUCGAGAAGGCCAUGGAGCUUGGCCGUGAGGCUGCGAACUACGUCACCGCCAAGUUUGUACGCCCCAUCAACCUUGAGUUCGAGAAGGUGUACUACCCAUACCUGCUGAUCAACAAGAAGCGCUAUGCGGGCCUGCUGUACACGCGGCCAGAGACGUACGACAAGAUGGAUUGCAAGGGCAUUGAGACGGUGCGCCGAGACAACUGCCCCUUGGUGGCGAACCUCAUCAACACCUGUCUCGAGCGCAUCCUCAUCAAUCGGGACCCCGAUGGUGCAGUGGAAUUUGCGAAGCAAACAAUAGCCGACCUGCUCUGCAACCGAGUAGACAUCUCACAGCUAGUCAUCACCAAGGAGCUCACCAAGAACGACGGCGAGUAUGCCGCCAAGCAGGCUCACGUGGAAUUGGCGCACCGGAUGCGCAAGCGAGACGCCGGCAGCGCUCCGAACCUGGGCGACCGUGUGCCGUACGUCAUUGUGGCGGCAUCCAAGGGCACGGCUGCCUACCUCAAGUCGGAGGACCCCAUGUUUGUGCUGGAGCACAGCGUGCCCAUCGACACGCAGUACUACCUGGAGAACCAGCUGAGCAAACCCCUAAUGCGCAUCUUCGAGCCCAUCCUUGGCGAAGCCAAGGCAGAGUCCGUGCUAUUGCAUGGCGACCACACACGGACCAAGACCGUGGUGCACUCCAAGGUUGGUGCCCUGGCAGCCUUCACGAAGAAGAAGAGCACCUGCAUCGGUUGCCGAGCCGUGCUGGAAGAUCAGAAUUCUGCUGUGUGCAAACACUGCAAGACAAGGGAGGCUGAGAUUUACUUAGUAGAGGUGAACCACCUGAGCAGCCUUGAGUCCAAGUUCUCACAGCUGUGGACCCAGUGCCAGCGCUGCUCGGGGAGCCUUCAUGAGGAGGUGCUCUGUACCAGCCGCGACUGCCCCAUCUUCUACAUGCGAAAGAAAGUACAGAAGGAUCUUUCGGAUCAAGAGAAGGUGGUCCAUCGCUUUGGGCCAUCGGAAUGGUGAAGGCAACAAGGCAAGGCAGCUUCUAGUAGUCAGUGGCGUUACUCUCCAGCUGUCUCCAUAUGUACAUAUACGUGUGUCCCUGUGUUCCAUUUUAACUUCAGCCAAGCAUCACCAUGAUCAUGUGAGUGGUGUUGCUCCCAGCAAUGCUGUGGCAUGUCUUAACUGCUUCAACUCUGGACUGGCUGUCUUGUGACAUCUAGUGCCUGCUAUGCCACACGAACUGUCGUCUAUGAUCUCUCCAUCUUCAAACAAGUAAACUGUUGUGCACUUCUGUGAGACUGCAUUCUGAAACUCCUGCAGUCCUGCAUUUCCCUUCUGUUUUGUGCUUUUAGAUGCAAGCCCUUGAGUGCUGCCACACAAACAUGGUGGUUUCAAUUUUCCAGUGCGCCACCUUCAAUAUUUAUUGUUGUCUAGCAACUGCAAACAUUAGUUGUUUUAUAUUUUAGGAAAACGCCUGGCAAGGUUUUUUUUUUUUGCUGGGCUUGCGAUCUGAAGUGCCUCUGAGACAAAAAGAAGAUGUGAGCCACUGCCUGUGCUAAUGUAAAAAAAAGGAACUCUGUAAACUGUGCUGUAAUUCCCAAGUAGCAGUGUGUGUGACAUCAGUAGCUCAUUGGUUCCUUGUAAGUAGCUUUUAGUUCUUUUGCAAGUAGGACGUUUUACCAUAAGAUAGUAACCGUGUUGAUUAUGUAUGCGUGUUAAUGAAACUGUUUUAGAAAACUCGUAGUGUUGUGUUAAGAUAAUCAUCUAUGGCACUGUACAAUAGUUUGUGGGCAUCCUGCCGCUAACACAUGUGCCCUGAGGCUAAGUGCUUUCUAGGGUGCAAAGGAAAGCCAUCUGGCGAGGAAAUAAACAUGCCUGAAAUAAAAUAUACGUAGCUGCAGAAAGCAAGGAUGAAAAAUAAGCUUGACAUUUUGUGGCUCAUACGGGUACCUUGUAUACAGGGCCUCAAAUCUUCAAGCCGUUUUUAUUUCUUGCUAUCUGUGGCAGGUAGGCGUUGUUUUGAAAUCUAUGCCUUGCUUUUGUGGCAUUUGCUGGUCAGGAAACAUGGUGUUGCAUUUGUAUAGUAAUUACCAGAAAUGUGUUAUGCUCGUUUGAAAUAAAACUUUUUACUCGAGAAUUAAAUUGUACUUAUUCUG
Dermacentor silvarum is the source of this 4623-nucleotide messenger RNA. It is a transcript of the gene PolD1, whose product is annotated as DNA polymerase delta catalytic subunit-like. Gene Ontology annotation, biological process: DNA replication proofreading; DNA-templated DNA replication; nucleotide-excision repair, DNA gap filling. Lineage: Eukaryota; Metazoa; Arthropoda; Arachnida; Ixodida; Ixodidae. Bases 194 to 3487 code for a protein of 1097 amino acids. The transcript is spliced from 20 exons. Gene Ontology annotation, molecular function: 3'-5'-DNA exonuclease activity; DNA-directed DNA polymerase activity; nucleotide binding. Gene Ontology annotation, cellular component: delta DNA polymerase complex. The record is from RefSeq and is a predicted model, not a curated record.